Messenger RNA from Boleophthalmus pectinirostris (great blue-spotted mudskipper), 6301 nucleotides. RefSeq lists its product as uncharacterized. Gene Ontology annotation, biological process: amino acid metabolic process. Lineage: Eukaryota; Metazoa; Chordata; Actinopteri; Gobiiformes; Gobiidae. The transcript is spliced from 5 exons. The record is from RefSeq and is a predicted model, not a curated record. The coding region runs from base 3704 to 4381 and encodes 225 amino acids. Gene Ontology annotation, molecular function: hydrolase activity, acting on carbon-nitrogen (but not peptide) bonds, in linear amides.
CUUUAUUCUGUUAUGGACACAGUAUGUUCUCUAUUGUGUUGAAGGGUUAGGGUAAGAGUUAAUAUCAGUUAUACAAUUAUCAGAUAUGCUCUAUGCUAUUAUACACAGACACAUAAAUUAGUGAAAAAUAAUAAUACUCACACAAGAAGGUAGCAGCUCAGGUGAAAACUGAGUUGUAGGUCAAACUGGGUUGAAUUUAUACACAAAUUCUUCUGUGAGUAGGAGUGGCACACAGGGGGGAUAAUUGCUUGAUUGGCUGAUACUUUUUUAAAAUAUUUUCUGUAAAGGCACUAUGUCAUAGCAUACGCCUGAAGCAACUUGUAAUAAUCAUUGUACUUCUUGAUUAGAUAUGGACAGCAGAUAGAAGGUAAUUGUUGUCUAAUUACAGCAUAGUGAUUGCACACAUACCUACUUAUCUCAAACCUAUGUCGACUACCUGGUACUGUAGACGGAAACAGACAACCCUUCUAUUGUUUUGUAUUGUGUCAAACUUUUUAUUUUGGGUGCAAUAGACAUCCAGACCACUAGAUGGUGAUGUUAACACUAUUGUGGGGACUAGAGGGAAACAGCACAGGCGCAGCUUCAGAAUUAAACAAGCUGCGGCAAGACAGGGGUCACGUCUCAAUUCUCUUUCCUAGCUUCCUUUUCCUUGAUUCCUCUCCUCGAUCCUGCAUUUUUCAGCUGUCAGUCAAAUGUGUCACAUUAAGUGGGGUCCCAAAGAAAACCCCAGAAGGAAGGAGUAAACAUGAGGGAGGUUUCAGGAGGCAGACAUCAGAGAAAAUUAUCAAACUUUAUUGGUCUCUCAGAGUUUAUAUCCUCUCUCCUCACUGUGUCUCCUCUUUGGGUGAGACUUCCUCAUCCAUUUCCUGCAGAAUAAAGGAGAGGCAUCAAGGAGGAGGAAGUGAGGUAAGAAAAAUGAGCCAUGGUCCAUGGAUUUAUCCACCUUAUUCCGGAAAUUGCUGUGGGUGCUGCUAUCAUCAAUUUAUGUUGUAUUUUUUUGUAUGGGGCUGCCGAUCUUGACAGCAAAUAAGUUCAAUUUAAACUAUAAAACCGUUUUAAAGCCCCCAGAGAACAGGUGCACUGCUGACUUGUUGGAGCACAAAAAAUUUAACAUUUUACAAAAAUGAACUGACUUUAUGUUAUAAAAUAUUUAAUAUUUAAGAUACAAUACCUUUCCUAAAUUCUCUACCGAUAUGAAUGGGAUCCUCGUUUAAUCAGAAAUCGGAAGUGCCACCACAAAAAAAACAAAAACAAAAGGAUUACGAUCAUUUAGAGACAAAAAGAGGCUGGGCCGCCCAUUCAAGUCAAUAGGCCGAAUUGACUAGAUUAGCCUAGCCCAGCUAGGUACUUCUGAUGGCUCUCUGCCCAUUGAAUAUGUGCAGUAGUGCUCUUCUCUCAUGCAGGCUCACGAUCAGAGUGAAAGCUGUUUAAUGAUUAAAAAGCUGUUUUUAAGACAACUGAGGGAUUUUGAGCUGAGAAAAAGUUUAUGAUCUGAAAAGAGGUAAAAAUUGCCACAAAAAUCCAACCUUUUUGAAAACUGUAGGUGCCCUGUCAACCGAACAUGAGCAGUCUGUGAUGCGCUCUAUGGAAACCUUUCUGGGCAGGGGGGAUUUUUCUUUGCUGAAGUUUCAGUGAGUGACCACUACGCCAACUAAGUUAGCAAUACCCUAGCACUGACUCUCUUUUGGGUUUUUUGGGGGGUUUAUUUGUCAUUAUUGGAAAUCGUAGACAAUGGUGUAUCUUAAAACUAAUCAGAUUAAACAUGAGUGACACUUACCUGGCACGGGUGUGAAAAAAGAAUAGGUCGCAUACAUUUUGCCUUAAUUCUGCUAUAUCUGGACAUCUGGUUUACUUUUGACCUUCUUUCAUCAUCAAAAAAGGUUCUUGGAGAUGUUUGUGAAAAAUAGACUUAUAUUGUUGACUGAUACUGACAGUUUAAAUGAUGUGAAAUUGAAAAAAUAUUGUAAUGACUAGAAGUACUCAAAAGUAAGAACCAAACGCCUUGAACUCUUUGAAUUAUGCUUUAUUGAUGAGCUGCUAGUUUAAUACAAGCUGUUGUCACAGCCACAGCUCACACUGAACUCUUUAACACACAGGACCGAAGAUGUAAGCCCUGCUUCCUCUAAAACAUAAGUCUAAUUCUCUGUUUACAAUGCACCAAACCAUUCAUAAAACAUCACACCCCCUCCUGACAUAACAUGGACAUAAUAAACAAACAAUUACAAUGCUAUUACACCGUAUAACAGCUUUGAGGACAUAAUAAAGUCCUCGGUGCAUUUCAGUGCGCAACAGUAAUCCACAAUCUCCUAUAAAUUUUGUUCACUGCAGAUCACACAUGGCCCACACCAUUAUUUUCUAUGGAAGUUCUCAGCUGCGACCACUGCCCGUAUGGGGUUUGGAGGUGCAUGCUGGGACUGCGUGAUGACAAAUGCAGGAGCUCUAUACCUUUUGUUCUUUUGAGGUUGAUAAUUCCAGAUCUGAAAUUAUGCAAAUCAUUCUAGUGAAGGUGUAUGGAGUUGUGUGGAGCACGUCCUGUAAAUGCCACAUGACAUCACAAGAUAGAGUGUUUUAUGUUUGAAAGAAACACAGUUGUCCAAAAGCACAUUUAAAAAGCAAUAUUUUGAAAAAUGUUUUAAUAAUUUAUCAGUUUAUAAAGUUUCAGAAACAGAUUUUGAAUAAAAUUAUAUGUCUUAUGCUGAUUAACCCUGAGGAAGCUUUUAGACUUUUAAUAUAUAGAUUGUUUUCAGUCUAUGAGAAAUAUGAGUGGGAAAUUUACUUCUGGAACAGUGGGCUGGCUAUGUUGAGCUCUUUUUACAUUUUACCUGCCUCCAUCUCAAUUAAUAUAGACAUAGAGAACAUUGUAAAAAGACUGAGCUAAUUGAGUUAUUUAAUCCUUUACAGGUUAAGAUUUUGUUUGUCCUGGAUGAGGGCUCGGGCAGUCUUGAUGGACCUGCUGUUGUGUACAUUUUACACUCAGUCACUUCAUUAAUGAUAGCUUGGAACACGUAUGUCUAAAUUUACAGAAUUACCACAACUGAAAAAGGGUCAGCAGUAUUAAAGCUCAGUGUGUCAAUACCUCCCAUAAACCACCCACCAUAAUGUUUGGCUCCACUCAAAUGAAGGCAGCGACUAGCUUGUUAGCUAUGUGCAUUUAUAUAUACCGUCUAUAAUGCCUCCCCAAGAAACCAUCAUUGGCAUAUUGACAGCAGCGGUUAAAAGGUAAAUCAGUUUCAAUCAUUUGUUUGGAACUUGCAUUUCUUAAGUAGAUCUAAGAGGUUUAUUAAAUGUUGUUAUUCUUAUUCUUUGGGCACCUCAGUAAAUUGUUAGCCUUUUAGGAGGGAUCAGUUUGCACAGGUCAGUAAGUUAAUUAUUUAUUCUCUCUUAUGACUGGCUUCUUAUUCAACAACACUUCUGCAUUAAAACUGGGGUAACUUUUUAACAGAUAGAUACUAUCCAAAUGUAUGAAUGUUUGGGCAUAUACAGUUUUAGAACAACUUUUCGAUCAGCUCCUCUCCAACGAGUUACGAUGCACCCGUACUUUCUUCUGCAUUUCAAUUUGUGAUCAAUAAAACACAUUUUGCAACUUAGGGAUACAAAAUCUGCUCAUUUCCAAGCAAAUAAGUUGAGUAUAUGGCUGGGAGAUAUUGACAAAAAUGUAUAUCUUCAUUUUUUAUUACUUUAUUUUUUGCCCUUUUGCAUCUUGAUGAAAAUAUUCAGAAUAUAUUUUACUGAUGCGUCAGGAAUGUGGUCAAAUGUGCUUGUAAAUGUGUUGGUUAAAGUUCAGUUAAUAUCUCACAAAAAAGUUAAAAUUAACCACAAAAGUGCAGAAAUAUCACUUAGUACAAUUGUGCGGGACCUCUCAAAUCUCCAACUCUCAAAUCUGUGGCUGUUUUCACCAUUGAUUGGCAGGGUCAUGGAAAUGAAUGAGACAACCAAUGCAUUUGUGAGGACCACUACAGCUAUCACAAUGUUUAAUGGAGGAGUGAAGGAUAAUGUGAUUCCUUCAUACGCAGAAGCAUUUGUGAAUUUAAGAAUCCACUCGGCACAGUCACUAAAAGAGGUCUUGGAGUUUGUGGAGACCACCAUUGGAGACCCUCGUGUGAAGAUGGAUAUUGUUAAAGGAUUUGAUCUAUUGCCUGUCAACCCCUACAAUGAAACAUCUUUGGGAUAUCAACUCAAAAACAGUUCUGGACCUGUAUCCAUCUGUGACUGUUGUUCCAGCUCCUUUGGGGGGACCCUGAAGCCCAGGCCAGCUAAGAGACAUAGUCCCUCCAGUUCCUCCACGCACAUGGCCAGAACAAGUCCCCAGAGAGGUCCAACCAGUUGGCCUCCAGCCUUUUACCUCCACCCUUUUAUUUCCACCCUUUCUUGGACAAGCUGAAAACUUCUACAACAUGCAGAAUACACCCACUGAUCUAACUUCCUUCUUCAAUUUUAUUUCCUCAAUCUGUGGCAAGAGUAGGAUUCAGCAGCAAAAACUGAUGGCUCUCUAGCAUGAUGUGCAACUAUCCAUUGGAGAUGCCAACAAUUUCAGGGUGCUUUGUUGGGAUGGCUUCAGCUUCCAUUGGGCACCAUAGUUUUCUAACGCAGAAGUCAGCAGACUUGUUUCUUUCAUUAAGACAUUUUAGAUGAAUAUGCAAUUUAAAAUGUCCAAAUGAUCCAUGGCUGACACAGAUUAUAACUAUACAGCAAACACAAACACAAUAGGUCUUCUUUAAACAUUGCUGCUUUAGAAAUAACCCUGACUCUUUUACUUCACAUUUAUCCAAAAAUGGAUAUUAAGGAACUUCCACUUACACAUUAAACCACUUACUGUAAUCAUAAGAUAUAAGACUAGGGUAGACUCUAAAAAUACACCACAACACAAUCAUGAGGAUUUUUGUAUGUUUUGUGAUUCACAAAAUUUUAAUAAAUACUAUAGAACAAUAAUUAACAGAAUAUAAUGUAAUAUAUAGAGCACUUAAUUAGAAUCAAAAUAAUUAUAUACUUUUGUGACUGAUGCUCAUUCAAAUUAAUACUAAUAAUAAAUGGUAAUAAUCCUAAAUAAAUCAAGAUUCCAGACAAACACAUAUUGAAUACAUCAGAAGACGCAUCAUUAUACAGAAAAUCUACAACUGUUGCACCCAAGCAAAGUUUGUUAGCUAUUGUGUCCACAAACCUCAGAUGUGCAUAGUAAUGACACUUGAUUAUUACUUUUAUUUAACUUUAUCCAACUAGAUUGAAAAAAAAUAUAAAAAUAAAAAUCACCUUCAGGUCAGUUGUUUUUACAGAGGAGAUGUUUGUCAUUGUCAUUGAUUUUUAUUUUUUUCUUUGUGGAUAUCUUAUAGACAUGUUAGUUUCUACCAAAUACUGUUGCAUUAUGAUACCAGAUUAGAGAAGGUUUGGGCAAUAAUAAAAUCUAACUUUUUGGUACAGCACCCAUGUUUUCUGAUAUUGUACUUAAAAAUAAUUUGUUUGGUGUUAAAUAAAUUGUUUUGUUUUCCUGAUUCUAGAAUGUGAUUAUGUUCCAGAUUAGGGGCAGAGGCCACUUCAACCAAGAUUUGAAAAUAAUAUUAAAUAUUAUUUAAGACUGUAGUGAUUAACUGACAUAUAGGUAAAUAAGUAAAGGUAUAUGAGCAGCUGCUAUGUGUGGCUACAGAAUGCUUUUCAGGUAUGUUAUGAAGGGGUUAGUUCCAUUCCGGCAAAACUGUCCAGUGUAGUCAUCCAGGUCCACAGCCCACACACAUACUCCCCCAUAGCCAUUAGACUUAAUAUGUGCCACCUGAAAAUAGAAAUGAAGCACUUUUUAAAAUAAUUGUGAAUAUAUUACUAUAUUUCUAUUUACUUACAUAUACAUGUUUAUAUAAUUAUCCCUUAUUUGUUACCAGUCUCUUACUAUUUUUGCUACUAAUUUAUUAUUGCCAUUCAUAUUUUUUCUUUGUUAUUAUGUUUAUUGUGAUGUGUUCCCUACUGUGUCCAAGUAAUUUCCCUUGUGUAUCAAAUACAUUUUUCUAAGUCUAAGAAUGUUAAAGGUGCACUAUGUAACUUUUCUGUGUGAGGGUACACCACCUACUCCUCUUCAUAGAAAUGUCAAUGCUUUGUGUCUGAUUUAAUUGCUUAAAAAUACCUUCUUGAUAAGACUGAUACGUAAAUGGAACAUUCAUACGGUGGAACAUUCCUGGCAAAGCAAUCUAUAGAGACAAGCAGGUGGCAUACUCUUCUCUAGAAAGGUUACAUAGUGCAAUUUAAAAAAUGCAAAGUACUUAACAUCUGCAAUAAAAAGGAACUGUACCUUUGCAUCAAGACUGUCAGUGUUGUCAUA